GUUGUGAUUGCUCGGCUGAUUCCGAGAGGUGGCGCGGCGCCGUGGACGCAACUGGUGAUAUCGUAUUCGUUUAGAGCGGAAAGCCUGUUGCCCAAAUCGAAUCCUUUAGGUCCCCACUUCACGAACGCGCGCCCGCGGACGCGAGGGCCCAUGGAUCUCCCUUAUACAACGUUGACACAUCUCCGAUGACUUCGAACUUGAACAAGUCGAACCGUCCAUAUAACAUCUCGCAUACGACACGUUCGGCUUGACAGUGAACAUUGACCACGGUGACACAUAGAAACGUUGCAUGGAAGGUUUAAGGAGUCUUGGAAGAAGAGAAACCAGCGUCCGCCGCAUAGAGUGGGUCCAGUGGUCUUUCCUUCGCGGCCAAAAAAGGCCCAAUCAGAGAAUGUUAUGGACCAAUCGCGUUCCAAAGUUUCAGGAAAGCCCGCCGGAUCGCCAAAAUUGAACGUCAAGAUCAAGCACGAACAGUCUGGAGGAAAUCUCGGACACGGGGCCAAAGAACCCCGACUCUGACUCAAAACUCCAACAAUAAUACAUCAAAGAGCCAUAUGUCAGUUCUUACUGGAAAACAUGAGUGUUCCAACAACCUGAUGAAUAUGGCAGCCUCCAACAGGUUUCGAGGCACGCGACGAUUGGCGACAGUGUUCAUAUUGUUGUUCGGGUGACAUGAUCAUGCGAAUCCAAGGUGACUCACUUUGCAAGGUUCAAGGUUCCAUAGAUCUCAGUCCGAAAAGAGUCCCCGUCCUGGCCAGCGGAGUUCUGGAGACACAAUAGAGGAGGUUCUAGAAACAAAGUGGUAUAGAAUCAUGCCAAGUGUAAGGCUGGCGAUCUGGCACAUCAUCAUCUCGAGAGUCGAGUCCAUGCACCUUCCAGUCGGCAGACAAGAUUCGAAUUGAACAAUUCUGCGACGGGAUGGCUCACUCGAUAAGCACUAGUCCACAGUACUCCGUAAAGCUUUGCAGUUCGCAACGAUCAAUCGCAUCCUUUCCUCUCCAUCUUAUUCCUUCGGGUCGGCUCAGACCCAGCCCGUUGCCCAGAAAUACUCAGAUUACUGCCCCUGGACCGCUUAGCUCUGCACAAUGUCACAAAGAGAUCUCGGGAACUUGGGGGUCCGAUGACCCGCCCUUGUUUAGCUGCAGGCUAACCGGUAGUGGAAUGCAUGUAGUCCUGCAUCUGUAAUCGAGGCAUCAGUGGUGACGACUAUCGCUGGCGAGGACACGGGGAAUUCAAAUCGGGUCAACAGAAACGAUGCAUUUGUCCACCUAAUUAUUUCCUCCGGCUAAGCAGGUCCAUAUUUAUUUAUUAUUAGCGACACCACUCCCUUCCGACCUCUUGCGAAGUUACGAGUCCCUCUUUUUCUUCAUCCUCUCUUAUCAAUCCGAUUCCGACUCCGACUGCAUAUUUCUGAAGAGCCUCUUUUCCCUCUAACACGAAUAACGUGCAUCUCUAAAUCUCUUCGAUUUCCGUUACUUCGAGUAUAGCUGCUUCAGCCGCUUCUACUAUAAUUUGCACCUCGCACAGUCUUUCCACAUUCCUCAUGGAGUAGAGCAGUCGCCCCAUUCCAGAGUCUCCCCCCUGUGACCUCGGCAGCUUUUUCGGCGCUUCUAUCUACCGCUCCGAACAAUAUGUCACAACCAGAAAAAGAGCCCUCUUCCCUGGGGAAUGCAGGCGAAGGCGACCAUGCUCAGAUUACCAAGGCUGAGCAUGAGCAGUCUUUAACCCUACCUUCCACUGGAGAAAAGCAACAAUCCGACGAGCACUCCGCCACCACUAGCUCAACAGCGGUCCCCGCAGGCAAAGAGCAGCGCCCUGGGUCUUCGUCAAGCAACAAUGCGCUGUCGGUUAAUGAAGUCGAUGCGCUUCUUGCGCAUUUGCCAGAGGAGGAAAGGCAGAUUCUGAAAACACAGCUAGAUGAGAAGAAGGUGAACAUUUCGUAUUUCGGUCUCUGGCGCUAUGCCACACACAUGGAUCUCUUCAUUCUUGUAGUCAGUUUUCUCUGUGCCAUUGCUGCUGGCGCUGCAUUGCCGCUGUUUACCAUUCUAUUCGGGUCGUUGGCGUCGGUCUUCCAAGAUAUUAUGCUAUACCACAUCUCCUACGACGAGUUCUACGAUGAGCUGACCAAAAACGUUUUGUACUUCGUGUACCUUGGAAUUGGCGAAUUCGUUACAGUCUACGUCAGCACCGUCGGCUUUAUCUAUACAGGAGAGCACGUCACGCAGAAGAUCCGCGAACACUACCUUGAAUCUAUCUUGCGCCAGAACAUCGGCUACUUUGAUAAACUGGGUGCUGGUGAAGUGACAACUCGUAUCACAGCCGACACCAACCUCAUUCAAGAUGGUGUCUCGGAAAAGGUCGGUCUCACUUUGACAGCCAUUGCAACCUUUGUGACGGCAUUUAUUAUCGCAUAUAUCAAAUAUUGGAAACUGGCCUUGAUCUGCAGCUCCACGAUCGUUGCGCUUGUUCUCACAAUGGGCGGUGGGUCCCAGUUUAUUAUCAAGUACAGCAAAAAGUCACUGGAAAGCUAUGGUGCAGGUGGAACGGUUGCCGAGGAGGUCAUCAGUUCCAUUCGAAACGCUACGGCAUUUGGUACUCAGGACAAGCUCGCUAAGCAGUACGAGGUCCAUCUAGCCGAGGCAGAGAAAUGGGGAACUAAAAACCAGGUCAUUUUGGGCUUUAUGGUGGGUACCAUGUUUGGCCUGAUGUUCGCGAAUUAUGGUCUCGGCUUCUGGAUGGGCUCACGUUUCCUUGUUGAUGGCUCAGUUGACGUUGGUGAUGUUCUUACGGUCCUGAUGUCUAUUUUGAUCGGUUCAUUUGCACUAGGAAAUGUUGCACCAAAUGCCCAGGCAUUCACCAAUGGUGUGGCUGCUGCCGCAAAGAUUUUCGCAACAAUCGACCGCCAGUCUCCAUUGGAUCCGUACUCUGAUGAAGGAAGGACCCUCGAGAACUUUGAAGGCAACAUUGAAUUACGCAACAUCAAGCAUAUUUACCCAUCCCGCCCAGAGGUUACUGUCAUGCAGGAUGUGUCUCUGGUAAUGCCGGCUGGAAAAACAACAGCGCUGGUAGGCCCUUCAGGUUCUGGAAAAAGCACAGUGGUUGGUCUAGUCGAGCGCUUCUACAUGCCUGUCCGAGGUACCGUCCUGUUAGAUGGCCAUGACAUCCAGGAUCUCAACCUCCGCUGGCUCCGUCAACAAAUCUCUCUGGUCAGUCAGGAGCCUGUUCUUUUCGGCACAACUAUCUACAAAAACAUUCGACACGGUCUCAUUGGAACGAAGCUCGAACAUGAAACAGAGGACAAAGUACGGGAGCUGAUUGAAAACGCGGCAAAAAUGGCAAAUGCCCACGACUUCAUCACUGCCCUUCCCGAAGGAUACGAGACCAAUGUCGGCCAACGGGGAUUCCUCCUUUCAGGUGGUCAGAAACAGCGCAUUGCAAUCGCCCGCGCCGUGGUUAGUGAUCCAAAGAUCCUGCUCCUUGAUGAAGCCACGUCUGCACUUGAUACCAAGUCCGAGGGGGUUGUUCAGGCAGCAUUGGAGAAAGCAGCAGAGGGCCGGACUACUAUCGUGAUCGCUCAUCGCCUUUCUACGAUUAAAACAGCACACAACAUUGUCGUCUUGGUUGGUGGUAAUAUCACCGAACAGGGUACUCAUGAUGAGUUAGUCGACCAUGGUGGUACAUACUUCAAGCUCGUCGAAGCCCAGCGUCUCAAUGAGGAGAAGGAAGCGGCCGCUCUAGAUGAUGAAGGGGACAUUGACACGGAGGAAACCAAGGCAGAGAUUGCACGUAUCAAGACUACGACCAGCGCAUCAUCCUCGCUUGACGAUGAAGAAAAGGCAGCAAUCGGCCGUACAGGCACCCACAAGUCGAUUUCAAGUGCGAUCCUUGCAAAGAAAAGUCCCGAAAAGCGUCAGAAAUACUCACUCUGGUCGCUGCUCAAGUUUAUCGCUUCCUUCAACCGUCCCGAGCUUCUCUACAUGAUCAUCGGUCUCAUUUUCUCAGUCCUUGCUGGUGGUGGCCAACCUACACAGGCUGUGCUUUAUGCCAAAGCAAUCAGCACACUCUCACUAGACCCAUCCCAGUAUGGCAAACUUCGGGAUGAUGCAAACUUCUGGUCUCUGAUGUUCUUCGUAGUUGGAAUUGUGCAAUUCAUUACACAAUCUAUUACCGGCGCUGCAUUUGCCAUUUGCUCCGAGAGACUUAUUCGCCGCGCCCGAAGCAUGGCCUUCAGGUCAAUGCUUCGUCAGGACAUUGCGUUCUUCGACAAGGAGGAAAACAGCACUGGUGCUUUGACCUCCUUUUUAUCUACUGAGACGAAACAUCUAUCUGGUAUCAGUGGUGUUACAUUGGGAACAAUCCUGAUGACUUCUACUACCUUGGGUGCAGCAAUCAUUAUUGCUCUAGCUAUUGGCUGGAAACUGGCACUGGUCUGCAUCUCAGUUGUGCCUGUUCUUUUGGCCUGUGGAUUCUACCGAUUCUACAUGCUGGCCCAAUUCCAGGCGCGCUCAAAGGUUGCCUAUGAAGGGUCUGCAAACUUUGCUUGCGAGGCAACAUCAUCUAUCCGCACCGUUGCCUCGCUAACACGGGAAAAGGAUGUUUGGGGUAUGUAUCAUGCGCAACUCGACGAACAAGGCAGGACCAGCCUAAUAUCUGUCCUGAAAUCAUCCGUGUUAUACGCCUCCUCGCAAGCCCUUGUCUUCUUCUGUGUGGCCCUUGGUUUCUGGUAUGGAGGAACCCUGCUUGGCCACCAUGAGUACGAUAUUUUCCGAUUCUUCGUCUGCUUCUCUGAAAUCCUAUUCGGGGCCCAAUCUGCAGGCACCGUAUUUUCUUUCGCUCCAGACAUGGGAAAGGCGAAGAACGCCGCCACCGAAUUCCGACGAUUGUUUGACAGGAAGCCAGAGAUUGACAACUGGUCUGAAGAGGGAGACGCUCUCGAGUCGGUACACGGUGAGAUUGAGUUUAGGGAUGUGCACUUCAGGUACCCGACGCGCCCUGAGCAGCCUGUCCUCCGCGGGUUAAACUUGUCUGUGAAGCCUGGGCAGUACGUUGCGCUUGUUGGGCCUAGUGGUUGUGGUAAAAGUACCACAAUCGCGCUCCUUGAGCGCUUCUAUGAUGCAAUUGCUGGAUCGAUUCUGGUUGACGGACAAGAUAUCAGCAAAUUGAACAUCAACUCCUACCGCCGCUUCUUGUCGCUGGUCAGCCAGGAACCGACCUUGUACCAGGGUACCAUCAAGGAGAAUAUCCUUCUGGGAAUCGCUGAAGAUGACGCACCGGAAGAAGCUUUGGUACAAGCUUGCAAGGACGCCAACAUCUAUGAUUUCAUCAUGUCCCUACCGGAUGGUUUCAAUACUGUCGUUGGUAGCAAAGGAGGCAUGUUGUCUGGUGGUCAGAAACAGCGUGUGGCCAUUGCCCGUGCGCUUUUGCGCGAUCCCAAGAUCCUCCUGCUAGACGAAGCCACAUCUGCCCUAGACUCCGAGUCAGAAAAGGUUGUCCAGGCAGCGCUGGAUGCUGCCGCCCGAGGGCGGACCACCAUUGCUGUCGCUCACCGACUAAGCACGAUCCAAAAGGCCGACAUAAUCUAUGUCUUCGACCAGGGCAAGAUUGUCGAGAGCGGAACACACACCGAACUUCUUCAUGAGAGGGGCCGAUACUACGAACUCGUCAACCUCCAAAGUUUGGGCAAGGGCCAUUGAUUGCAUCAUUUUCUUUUCUUUCUUUUCUCCCUAUUACCUUCUUGGAUAUAUUCUCCUUUUGAUAAUGUGUUGUUACAUACUGGCAUGGCCUUCCCUUUAUACCCGUUCCUAGAUCCCCUUGGGCCAAUUGGCAGUGCGAUAUUAUUAGAUUUAUGAUGUCUUGCAAUGUAUAAUAGCAGACACUCUUCUCUACCUCGGAUGAGAUAAAAAAGCAAAUUAUUGUUCCGCUCCAUGACUUUCCAUCGAGCCGCUGGCCGUAUGUAAUCAGUAACAUCUAUAAAAACAUCAUCAAUCAUCUCAACGUAAGCAUCACUAAACCCAGCCGUUCACAAGACCUCAAUCCUUCUCACAGACCCCGAACUCCCUCUCUACAUCAACCUGCCUCAUCCCACAGGCAUCCGCAAUAAGAGCUAUCAAUCCCUGCCCAACAUCCUUGAUCUCGUUGUACUCAUGUAGCAACCGGAUGUGCCGCUUCACUGUUUCAGAGGGGUCAUUUCUAAACAUUUCCAAAUGUCAGGUCAUUUUCAGGACCGACUCUUCAGUUUCAUUUUCUCAUGGUGCAAUCUGGACUCUUUUCGAAUGGACCAUGGACAAACAAAGAAUGCUAAUCAUGAUACUAGGUGGCUUAGUUUACUUACUUGAGUUUGGCUCGAAUCUCAGCGACUUGGCUCUCGAUUGCCGCAACUUGGGACUCUAAGUCUUUAUUCAUUGCUCUCAAGGUCUCCUGGUGAAUGAUUAGCUUCUGGACGAGGACUGGAUUGUUCGGGUCCGAGUGAGGAGACUUGCUAGCUUCUUGUCUCGCUGGGAGACUUGGCUAGGGGUAGAAGGGGAUUCUCCUUGCUGGGCUUUGGGAGCUGGAGAGGCCAAAUCUGUUUUCGGUGACAUCGUUUGUAGGAGAUUAUGGAAUCAAAAGAAAGGAAUGAGAGUGAGAAAAGAAGGAUAUCAAAUGCUCUACCCUGAUGAGAAGUGCAAACUAGGUUGAGAAAGUGGAGUUAUCUGACUGUUUGUGGAGGAUUCAAUAAUCGAUCCUUAUGGCUAUUCCUGGUCAUAGCCUGGCUAUCAAAAUAGUGUCUGCCGUGCAACGGUAUUCUCACUGCUAUAAAUCAAGAUGGAUGAUUUCUUUGAUCCCCG
Molecule: messenger RNA, 6824 nt
Organism: Aspergillus calidoustus
Lineage: Eukaryota; Fungi; Ascomycota; Eurotiomycetes; Eurotiales; Aspergillaceae
Source: the annotation of a GenBank genome assembly